AUGGCCACCGAGAUGCAAUCUUUCUACUCCCCGUCGACGUCGACGCACAAUUCCUCCCAUGCGUCGGCAACGGUGGAUGAGCUGAUCAAUAAGUACUCUUCCACCAUGUCUGCCUCCGCAAAUGCCCCCGGGGUCAGCCAAAUCAUGGCCGGGAAUCCUCAUCGAGGUAUUCUGCGACGGGCCGUUGAUCGGGUCCGUCUGGAGUAUUACCGCUACGAGGUGACCUUUGGGCUAUACGUCAUGACGCCGGCCGAGAAGCUAGUGGCCAACACGUUUGUGAUGGUAGUCUUGUCUCUUCUGCUCUGGGCCCUGCUACUCUACUUUCCCUCGCUGCUGUAUCAGAAGCUGAGUCGUCUUGUGUGGCUCCUGACGGGUCAUAGCAGCGCGGAGAUGGGUGCCGCUCUGGGGAUUUUGGAUAACCAUGUCAGCUCUAUAUCGGCAUCCUUUCCGACGGAGCAUGCACGAUCAUAA
Messenger RNA from Aspergillus tanneri, 471 nucleotides. Its product is annotated as serine palmitoyltransferase small subunit family protein. The record is from RefSeq and is a predicted model, not a curated record. Lineage: Eukaryota; Fungi; Ascomycota; Eurotiomycetes; Eurotiales; Aspergillaceae. The coding region runs from base 1 to 471 and encodes 156 amino acids. The transcript has a single exon.